Messenger RNA from Nicotiana tabacum (common tobacco), 534 nucleotides. The record is from RefSeq and is a predicted model, not a curated record. Lineage: Eukaryota; Viridiplantae; Streptophyta; Magnoliopsida; Solanales; Solanaceae.
AUGAAAGAAUCAUCAAAGUGUCCUAAGUUCCGACGCGAAGGACGUGGCUAUUAUGAACUCGCCAUUCACCGCCUUGCUAGUGCCAAACACUUCUCCGGCAUCGAAGAAAUUAUGGAGCAUCAAAAACACUACCCAGAUAUUCGCCACGAGCCCUUUGUCCGUCUCCUUAUUCUUCUUUAUGGAAAAGCGAGAAUGUUUGAUCAUGCAAGUAAACUGUUCGACGAAAUGCCUCAACUAAAUUGUCAGCGGAGUGUCUUUACCUUCAAUGCCCUUUUGGAAUCAUGCAUCAGAUCAGAAAUAUGUGAUAAAAUUGGGGAGUUGUUUCGUGAAUUGCCCGCAAAAUUGGAAAUUGAGCCUAAUAUAGUGUCGAAUAACCUUGCGAUUAAGGCGUUGUGUAAGGCUGGUUCUUCAGAUUCUGCUUUGCUUUUGAUGGAUGUGAUAGAAAAGCAUGGGAUUAAGCCGAAUAUUGUGACUUGUAAUACCUUGUUAAACGCACUUUAUGGAAGUCAAAGAUUUUCUGAAGCUGAAAAUUAG